This is a messenger RNA of Megalopta genalis, 913 nucleotides long. Its product is annotated as glutathione S-transferase. Gene Ontology annotation, biological process: glutathione metabolic process. Lineage: Eukaryota; Metazoa; Arthropoda; Insecta; Hymenoptera; Halictidae. The record is from RefSeq and is a predicted model, not a curated record. Gene Ontology annotation, molecular function: glutathione transferase activity.
GGCCGACUGGUGUACAUAGAAGCAGUAACACGCGAGAAGUCGUUGAAUCAAGUUAGCCAUCACAGCGUUACAUUGAAUUAACACAAUGCCUUCCUACAAGUUGACAUACUUCAAGUACACUGGCCUUGCGGAGGUAAUCAGAUUUUUGUUGCACCAAAGCGGUAUUCAGUUCGAAGACAACAGGCUUAAUUACACCGAAGAAUGGCCAAAAGUGAAAGCUCAGAUGCCAAUGGGUCAGCUACCCGUUUUGGAAAUCGACGACAAGGUCUUGUACCAGUCAAAGGCAAUUUCCCGUUUCAUCGCCAAACAAAACAAUCUCUAUGGUACUGAUGAUUUUGAAGCUUACGAGAUCGACGCCACUGUCGACACAAUCGAUGAUUUGAGACAAGCAUGCACGACAUACUACUGGGAACAAGAUCCGGCUUUCAAAGCGAAGCUCAAAGAAACUGCUUUCCAGAAGCUUCCUGUGUAUCUUGACAAACUCAACGAACAGGUUAAGAAAAACGGUGGAUACUUUGUUGGUGGAAAGUUAACCUGGGCAGACUUGUUCUGGGCCGCGCAAAGUGAACUUAUAUCUACUGCCACGGACACAGACUUGGACAAGGACCAUCCUGAACUGAAAAAGUUGGUGGAGAAAGUGAGGGCAUUGCCUAACAUCAAGGCUUACCUCGCCAACCGACCGGAAAAUGCUAUAUGAAAAUGAGAGGCAGAUGGAGCUCCUUGGAUCAGAGAUAUUCAUAGCUCUUGAUUGAUGAGGAAUCAUUUAACAGCAAAUAUAUCAACCCUUGCGCAUCUUCUACAUGAUAUCAUAGUGACACAAACGUUACGCUACAUUUGUUCAGCUGGACAACCGAACAAAAAAAAGUGGAAUUGUAUGUCGCAUGUUCAAAAAUAAAUAUACGUUCACAAGAAA